AUGGGAAAGAAACGACAACGGAAAGGAGACACCAAAACAACCGCAAAGAUCAAGAGUGCGAACACUCCUCCCCAUUCUUUCCAAAGUGUAGAAUCGAAGCCUUCAAAUCCCCAAUAUCCACUCCCAUUUCCAAAGAACCUACCAAUACCAUCUGACGAUUUUCUGAAGAAUGCGAAGCCGUACAAGGAAUCCUUUCGACAAGCAUUAGAGACAUCGUAUGAAGGUUUUGUUGUUGAUGAGUCGAUAUAUGAUGAGCAACGUGCUCAAAACUAUCUUCAGCAGAUGCUGGACGACAAAUUGUUUCGACGGGAUGUGACACAACCCUUUGGACUCGGAACGAAAUGUGCCAAGACAUAUGUCACAAGGUGCGUCCUUGGAGAACAAGGGACAACCUAUAAAUACCUAGGAUUAAGAAUGUUCGCUCAUCCCUGGGACAAUACAGAGAUCCAAAAACUAGGGGCAAAACUGACACAACGAACACAACACCACCUAAAGGAGCUCAGCGAGCUUCGAGCUCAACGGAAUGCCCCGGCAACACGAGGAAGAUCCAACUUUGAUAUCUGUCUCAUCAAUCGAAUGGAAGCCUACGAUGACCUGAAGCCUGAACCCACCAUGGGGAAUAUGAAAGCAUCCGUUAGCUGGCAUGCUGACUCCUCGCUGGAGCAAUACUCUACGAUUGCUGUCUACCAAACACUGAUACCGCCAAAGAAUUCAACAUCAAAUAAUGAUGGCCAGUGGUAUGUGGCUUUGAGAGUGGCCCACGACUCGGAGGGUCCUCAGGCUUCAAGACGAGGGAAGGGCAUAGAAUCAUCAAUCAUCAAGGAGACACCUCCCAUAGCAGCUUCCCUUCCUUCAGGUUCUGCAUACUAUCUGUUGGAUGACUUUAAUCAUCACCAUCAACACACUGUACUAACUACUGGAGACAUCGCUUCGGCUGGAGUUCGCUAUUCUUGCACCUUUCGAUUACUCCGAGAUUCUCAUAAUGUGGAUUAUCACUUGCUUCGAUGUCAAACAACAUGUAGCAAUUUCCACAAGAAGGGAAGCAAGCUUUGGAGAUCGGAACAACUGUUGUUGACUGAGCUGGAGUCGGAAUGGAUCCGUCAGUUCUACAUUCAAGGCUCCCAACAUCUCGAACUCCUUUGGCCUGCAUGGAAGGAACCAAUGCAGAAGCUGCUCCGAUUUUGGACCCUUUUGGAGAAUCGAACACGUCAAGUCGUAACUCUCUUGAAAGCAGCAGCGGAAGAAAGGUGUGGAGUUGGAACUUAUUCCGAUAGAAAUGACGACAAACCUUCGAGAAAAGAGCGGAAAGCAAAGGAACGCCGAAAGAAAGCAUUGGCGUGCAUUGAAGAUUUGUUGACGCGGAGCUCGUUGGAUGAGCAUAGCGCUCUGGAGAACAUCUACGAGCCUCUUGCGGAGGUAAUAAACGAACGAGCUGUGAUGAGAGAACUUUGGCAAAAGCGGGAAAAGGAUCAUGUGUUUCGAGAACUCGGACCUGAGUGUCGGCCGAUGGAUGUGCCGUUCCAAUUCAAUGUUCCAGAAGGGACGAAACAAGUCGAUGAAUAUGGAAUGUCCCCAAUAGAUGGCACGCCGAAUGGUUUGAAACAGAUCAGCGAAGACCUGCGAGUAGCUGGACGUGCCUAUCUGCCUCGAAAAGCGAGCGACCUACCAAAGCCAGAAGAAAACCAAGACAGCGAAAGCACAAAGGAGUCGAACGACCAUGCCAAGGGAUUGGACUGGGAAGGUUGGGCAACAUCCAACUUUUGUCUCGAAUUACAAGAACCGUGGGCCCUGGCUGUAGUCCAAGGAAAGAAGCCUAUCGAAACGAGGGCGUACACACUGCCCCUAGCUUUGAUUGGGAAGCGCAUCAUGAUCCUUCAGUCACCAGCAGGCAAGGCUGGAGUAAGCAGCAUGAGUGAUGUGAUUGAUAUAUCAGGCUCCAAUUCGAUUGGCCCAAGAGUGAUUGGAUGGUGCGAGUUCGGCUCGGUCAGGGAAUAUACGAAUCAAGAAGACUUUGAAGCGGACGAAAAGUUGCACUUAGUGACUCCCGAGAGCGGUUAUGGAUGGAAGAAGGACGAGACAAAGGUUGUAUAUGGGUGGGUUGUUUCUAAGUACGGUGAAAUCAAAGAUAGCGAGGACAGCAUAUACAUCUCAGCAACUCGACGGAUGCGGUCUUUAUUUCAGCUUCGUGCAAGAGAAACAAAAAAGGAUGGAAAACCGAAUGGAUCGACGAAAAAAAACCGAAACGGCCAAGAUAAGAACCAAAAGAAAAAGAGACGACGGUACUAA
Cylindrotheca closterium is the source of this 2286-nucleotide messenger RNA. The record is from the annotation of a GenBank genome assembly. NCBI's taxonomy places the organism in Eukaryota, Bacillariophyta, Bacillariophyceae, Bacillariales, Bacillariaceae.